Molecule: messenger RNA, 2646 nt
Organism: Cydia fagiglandana
Lineage: Eukaryota; Metazoa; Arthropoda; Insecta; Lepidoptera; Tortricidae
Product: ankyrin repeat domain-containing protein 54
Exons: 1
Coding region: 148-960 (270 amino acids)
Biological process (GO): protein localization to ciliary inversin compartment
Cellular component (GO): ciliary inversin compartment
Molecular function (GO): protein binding
Source: RefSeq, a predicted model, not a curated record
CACUUCACUGACAGAAGAAAUUCACAAAGCAAACAAGUUCUGUGUUAUUUCUCUAUUUGUGUUUCUUUUGAAUAAGUAAUAAAUGGUCACGUUUUAAUACACCAUUGGAGAAAUUAACAUAUUUGAGAAAUAUUACAGUUGUCAAUCAUGGCUGAUUCGGGUGUGGAUACCAGCAAUGAAAGUAGCGACAACCCAAUUUUCGACCAUUCGCAGUGUGUGCUCGAAUUUAAAUUUAAACCUCGAGCAAUACCCAUUAAUCUCGCUGGGCAGCCCAUGCCCGUGGAGUUCUUAAGUGAACCCAAUCCACACGAUCACAUCGGUAAAAUCAAGUGUUCUACGAAAGGAAGACACUGCAGGCUCAAGUAUCGUUACGGUGGGACAAUCUGCUCGUCUAGAAAUCAGAAACUCCGUUUCGCUGCCUCCACAAACAACACAGAGCUCGUAGAGAAGUUGUUGCUGUUAGGGGCUGACCCUAAUUCGUCAGAUGAGUUCAAAAGGAGCCCACUGCAUCUGUCGUCGUGCCGCGGCUACGUGGACGUGGUAAGAACGUUGUUAAAACACGGCGCUAACCCGAAUAUCAAGGACACACUGGGCAACACGCCUCUCCAUCUCGCAGUUUGUAUGAAUCAUGUGAAAGUAGUGAUAGAAUUGCUGGAUGCAGGCACCGAUGUGAGCUCACAUGAUAAUAAUGGGCGCAACCCUAUCCAGCUUGCCCAGAGCAAGCUUAAGCUGAUCCAGAUGCGUCCCAGUGUCGCAGGACACUUUGAGGAAACCAGGCAAUUGAUUGCUGACAUCUGCUUGGUGGUAGAAAUGAUGUUAAAGUUCAUGAGGAUGCAGAAAGCUGAUCCCGGCGAGCUGGAGUCUGUGCGGGAAAGACUUGAGCGUGUCAGCACUCGGGAACAAGUCGACUGCGAAGUCCAGAAUCUACUUGACAGUCUAGACUCACUAAAGCUCAGAUAAAAUUACUUCAGAGAAUAAUAAUGAAGACUGCUUACAUAUUAAUGGUAACAACUGCCUAAAAUGAGCUCACAAUUUUACAGUAGAAUGUGAAUAAUGAAUCUAAUGAUGUUCAAUAAUUUAUUGACAAGUGUAUGAGGUCCAAUUGUAACAAACUUACAUAAACUGUAUUGAAUUUUUUUGAUCUCACACUUAUUUUACUAUCUCAUCUCACCAUUGCUAAAAGUCUGAAUGCUUGGACAUGCAUUUGCAUUUUAAGUUGGUUAAUUUUGUUUUGAUUUCAUGGGUCACACACACAGAUAUCUUAACACUUUCAGUGCCAAGAGCCCCAAUUUCAAUACAAAAUGAACCUAUCGGGUUCUUGGCACUGAAAGUGUUAAAGACACAUUCGAAGAUAUUUUAAGAUCCAGUAUGUUUGCUAAAAUACUUGGUGUUAAGAUAUUUUAAUAAUGUAAUAGGAUAGUGAUAUUUACACUUUACCAUCCAUUACAUGGUGAAAUUACACAUCAGUUGUAACAUGCUGUCAUUGAGGUUGGUAUCCAGCAUUUUAUUGCCUACUACAUUUUACAUGUAUAUAUAUAUUGCCUUUGUUUCCAUAAAUUUUACAUUUUACAUUACAAAUCACUUAAGAUUAGUUUUAAUUAUUUGUGGUCCCUGUUAGGGGAAAAGUCUCCUCCAAGCUUUGCAAUGUUACUCUAUUUUUAAGCAGUAUCCAUCCAGUCCCUUCCCGCUGCCUCCACAAUGUCGUCAGCCCAAGGUUCUUUAUCAGGAAUCCCACUCCAUUUUACAUGUAGCUAUACAAUAUCUGAGGCAAUUUUCACUAAGAGUAGAGUUUUAGUUCCAUCAGCUUUGGGAGCAUCCCAAUAACACAAUGGCGUUUCAUUGUAAAAACUUCACAGAAUGGUCAUAGAUAAGUUAAGCAUAACUUACUUGGUAGAGAAAUUAUUUACUUACUGUUAGGCCUUACUUUUGUAAGUCUUACUACUGUAGAUUCCAACUCCAACUUGUUACAAUGAGAGAUGAAUAAUGUCCUAAAAUUUCCGUUAAAAUUAAAUUAAAUCUGUUGGGCAAACAGUAGUAGAUCUUUGGCUUAUUUUUCUUUAAAACAUGCAAAAUUCGAUACUUUGUCUAACAAUAGGUGAAAAUCUACAGUUUUCCUUACUUAAGGAAAACUAGAUAUAGUAUAAAAAAAUGUAUUCUGAAAUAAGGCUAUGAAUAAAUAAAAGGUGGAAAUCUAAUAAAUAACAUGGUGCAUGGACAUUGGACAGUCAACCACUGAGGGCCUAGAAUGAACAUCGAAAAUCUAAAUUUCGUUAUUUGCCUCUCUCUUGCAUAUUUAAACAUAUAGAGACAUAAUAAUAUUUAUAUUUUCAAUGUGCUCAGUACACCUUCUGGUCCCUACUUUAGUAAAACUUACAAGUGUAAGUCUGACCUUAGGAUAACAAAUAUAUGUAUAUCUUUAAGUAAUUAAGUUUUAAGAAAUGCUACAAAUUGAGGGGAAGAUGGCUAUUUAUAAGUAUGAUUACUUACUUUUUAUUUGUACACUAGAGUAUAGUCAAUUUUCGGAUGAAUUUAAAUAACAUUGAAGUGGGUGUCCUUUUAUAUUUUAGUUAUUUUAAUCAUAAAUAAAAUUUGUUAAUAGAUAAAUACAUUGUAAUAAUAAAGUUUUUGAAUUUAUUGAAUUGAAAA